This is a messenger RNA of Arachis duranensis, 969 nucleotides long. Its product is annotated as syntaxin-52. Gene Ontology annotation, biological process: vesicle fusion; vesicle-mediated transport; intracellular protein transport. Lineage: Eukaryota; Viridiplantae; Streptophyta; Magnoliopsida; Fabales; Fabaceae. The coding region runs from base 177 to 875 and encodes 232 amino acids. The transcript has 6 exons. Gene Ontology annotation, cellular component: SNARE complex; membrane; endomembrane system. The record is from RefSeq and is a predicted model, not a curated record. Gene Ontology annotation, molecular function: SNAP receptor activity; SNARE binding.
AUUUCAAAUAUUACUGGAAUAAUUAUUGGGAAGCCAUUGGAGGCUCCUUCAUAAUCAGCGGUAAACGACGUUGAGCCAGGAGGCUCCGUACGUUACCUUUCAUCCAUCACCAUUCCUUCCUAGAACGACGUCGUAUCCAUCAUCCCAAUUUUCAUCCUUUUCUCAAAAAAAGGCUAAUGGCAUCUGCUUCAGACUCAUGGGUGAAGGAAUAUAAUGAAGCAGUGAAACUUGGUGAUGAUAUUACAGCCAUGAUGUCCGGGCGGAAUUCGGUUCCGUCGUCUGGGCCUGAAACCCAGCGUCACACAUCUGCUAUAAGAAGGAAGAUUACAAUAUUGGGGACCAGACUUGAUAGCUUGCAAUCCCUUUUGUCUAAGCUUCCUGCAAAACAAGCUAUAUCCGAGAAGGAGAUGAAUCGCCGCAACAAUAUGGUUGCGAAUUUGAGAUCUAAAGUUAACCAAAUGGCUUCCACUUUGAACAUGUUGAACUUUGAAAAUAGAGACCUUUUGCUUGGGCCAGAAACAAAGCCAGAUGCCAUGAGCAGAACAACUGGCCUGGACAACAACCAACUUGUUGGAUUUCAACGGCAAAUUAUGAAAGAACAAGACAAUGGCCUUGCAAAAUUGGAGGAGACUGUACUAAGCACCAAACAUAUUGCACUUGCUGUCAAUGAAGAGUUGGAUCUACACACUAGACUUAUUGAUGACUUGGACCAACAUGUAGAUGUUACAAAUUCUCGGAUGAGGUGGGUGCAGAAGAAAUUGUCAAUUGUAAAUAAACGAACCAAGGGUGGUUGCUCCUGCUGGUGCUUACUUUUAUCAGUGGUUGGCAUUGUGGGUUUGCUUCUUGUCAUUUGGAUUUUGCUCGUUCAUUUGUAAUUAUGAAAAUACCCAAACACAUCAAAGUUUCUUUUGGGCAAAUGUUGUGUAUACAAGUGUGCAUUGAAAAAUAUAUCAUACUGGAGUUUCAUUA